AGGAGGAGGCGGCGGCGAGAAGAUGGCGACUCCGAACAAUCCGCGGAAAUUCAGCGAGAAGAUCGCGCUGCACAAUCAGAAGCAGGCGGAGGAGACAGCGGCCUUCGAGGAGGUCAUGAAGGACCUCAGCCUGACUCGGGCCGCGCGGCUCCAGCUCCAGAAGUCCCAGUACCUGCAGCUGGGCCCAAGCCGUGGCCAGUACUAUGGUGGGUCCCUGCCCAAUGUGAACCAGAUCGGGAGCGGCACCAUGGACCUGCCCUUCCAGCCCAGCGGAUUUCUGGGGGAGGCCCUGGCAGCGGCUCCUGUUUCUCUGACACCCUUCCAGCCCUCUGGCCUAGACACCAGCCGGACCACCCGGCACCAUGGGCUGGUGGACAGAGUAUACCGGGAGCGCGGCCGUCUUGGCUCGCCGCACCGCCGGCCCUUGUCAGUGGACAAACAUGGACGGCAGGCCGACAGCUGCCCGUACAGCACCGUGUACCUCUCACCGCCCACGGACACCAGCUGGAGAAGGACCAAUUCUGACUCCGCCCUGCACCAGAGCACAAUGACGCCCACCCAGCCAGAAUCCUUUACGGGUGGGUCCCAGGACGUGCACCAGAAAAGAGUGUUGCUAUUAACAGUCCCGGGAAUGGAGGAGACCGCGUCGGAGGCAGACAAGAACCUUCCCAAGCAAGCAUGGGACACCAAGAAGACGGGAUCCAGACCCAAGUCCUGUGAGGUUCCUGGAAUCAACAUCUUUCCAUCCGCCGACCAGGAAAACACUACAGCCCUGAUCCCCGCCACCCACAACACGGGGGGCUCCCUGCCCGACCUGACCAACAUCCACUUCCCCUCCCCACUGCCGACCCCACUGGACCCUGAGGAGCCCACCUUCCCUGCGCUGAGCAGCUCCAGCAGCACCGGCAACCUCGCAGCCAACCUGACACACCUGGGCAUCGGCGGCGCUGGCCAGGGGAUGAGCACGCCAGGCAACUCCCCGCAGCACCGCCCCACCAGCGUCAGUUCCCUGUCCCUGAGCACAGAGGCGAGGCGGCAGCAGGCCCAGCAGGUGUCACCCACUCUCUCCCCGCUGUCACCCAUCACUCAGGCUGUGGCCAUGGACGCCCUGUCUCUGGAGCAGCAACUGCCCUACGCAUUCUUCACCCAGACGGGCUCCCAACAGCCUCCACCACCACAGCCCCAGCCCCCACCGCCUCCUCCACCGGCGUCCCAGCAGCAGCCAUCCCCACCGUCCCCACAGGUGCCCGUCCACCUUCCCCCGGGCGGCCCCCUGAUGCCAAGAGCCAGCUUGACACGGGGGCCGCAGCUACCCCCACUUGCUGUCACAGUACCGUCCUCUCUCCCCCAGUCUCCCUCAGAGAACCCAGGCCAGCCAUCGAUGGGGAUCGACAUUGCCUCGGCACCGGCUCUGCAGCAGUACCGCACUAGUGCUGGCUCCCCGGCCAACCAGUCUCCCACCUCGCCUGUCUCCAAUCAAGGCUUCUCCCCAGGGAGCUCCCCGCAACACUCCUCCACCCUGGGCAGCGUGUUUGGGGACUCGUACUUUGAGCAGCAGAUGGCGGCUAGACAGGCCAAUGCUCUGUCCCACCAGCUGGAGCAGUUCAACAUGAUGGAGAACGCCAUCAGCUCCAGCAGCCUGUACAGCCCGGGCUCCACACUCAAUUACUCGCAGGCGGCCAUGAUGGGCCUCACGGGCAGCCACGGGAGCCUGCCGGACACCCAGCCACUCGGCUACCCCAGCCACAGCAGCAUCCCCAACAUCAUUCUCACAGUGACAGGAGAGUCCCCCCCCAGCCUCUCUAAAGAACUGACCAGCUCCCUGGCUGGGGUCGGUGAUGUCAGCUUCGACUCCGACAAUCAGUUCCCCCUGGAUGAACUGAAGAUCGACCCCCUGACCCUAGACGGACUGCACAUGCUCAAUGACCCUGACAUGGUCCUGGCCGACCCAGCCACCGAGGACACCUUCCGGAUGGACCGUCUGUGAGUGGGCACGCCUGGCACCCUGCCGCUGCCUAGCGGUUCCGAUGGUGUCUCCCCAAGCCUGGGGAUGGCUGCGCUCCAUCCCUUGCCCACGGCCGAGCUUGUGAUUCCGAGCUUGCAGUGCCACCAAGCGCCCCCGCCAGCCUGCCCCUGGUUGUUAACCUCCCACUGAAGCCCAGGCUGGGAUAGGAGACUGUGAGCCCCCCGCCCCUGCAGACUUUCCCUGCGCCCGCUCCCUUGUCCCCUACCCUGGGGCAUGAGCCGUCGCCACCCUGUAAGAUGUGGAAAGCGUCUACUCCCCAGGGGGGCAGGAGGCUCGGGGUGGGGGACACUCAUGGUCCGUGGCUGGCUAUGGGCUGAGGUGCAUUUUCCGACUGUUGUCCAGCUCUCACUGCCUUCCUUCAUCCCUGGUCCCCCAGCCCGCCUGCCCUUCCCAGCCUGUGGUUAGGUAGAGAGCAAGCCCUGCCCUGCUCAAGUGAGAAGGCACCAGAGAGAGGGGCGGACACACAGCGAAAUAAACACUAUUUUGACUGCUGUCUUCUAUAUUUCUGAGCACACCCAAAGCGCUGGGAUCCAGCCAGGGCAGGAUGCAAAGUGCGGACCGGACCAAGCAGGCCAAGAGUAAACCCUGACGCCCCCUCCCCGCUCACUCUGUUUCCAGCCUCCCAGCCCCGCCGCAUCCCCAGGCAGGUGCAGCUGCAGCCACCUUUGCCGUAGUUCGCCUGGCCAGGUUGAGAGGGCUUGCGAAGGUCACACCUGAAGGCAGGGUUCCCUUGGGGGUGGGGAGGCGGUACAGCUCAUUUCCAGCCUUGUUCCCUGUGCUGUGGUCACCAUUACUGUUAUAGAUACAUGCUGUGAUUUAAGGCAUGGGGGCGGGGGAGGCAGCCAGGGAAAUUUUAUUGUGUUUUUGGGUUUUUUUGGUUUGUUUGUAUUUACAAUUUUGGUUGUAGAUGAGUAGCUGAAUCCUUCGAGCCAACUCUUACCUGAGAGCAUGAUUUUAUUCUAGAAAUACUACAUUACUUGUUUUUUUAAGCUAACUGGAAAUGGGGGCGGAUAAACCCAGAAGUGGUCCAAUGCCUGCCUGGGUCUGAGUGGUGUAUCCGGCCUUUUUUGUUUCUCUCCAAGUUAUCUCAAAACAGAAGGGUGGCUCAAGUGCUGGUGGGCCAGGCAGGGACUUGGCAGAGCUCGUGGUGGCUGUUGGUGCCUUCACUAUGGCCACAGCAGAGACUUCAGGAAGGAGCCUUGGCUUUUAUUGAUGGUCUCUUGAAGACUGAGCCCCACCUGUCCCUCCUGAAGGUGCCCACCAGUCCUCAGAGAUGGCACAUUGACCACCCCAUGGCUGGCUGUAGCCUAGGCUUCUCUGCUCCCAGUGGAUCAGGCCUGGGGGUGGGGAGCAUGUGCCCCCCAAGAUGAGGUUGUCCUCUGAGAAUCAGGGCAGUGCUGGCAUUUCGUCCCCUCCCCACUGACCCUCUGGCUUCCAGCCCACACCCCCCUGACGGGAAGGGCCAUCUCCUGGCUGGCCCUUCUCAGCAGCUCAGAGCUGGCUGGGGUGGACUCGGAGACAGAGCAGUGGGCAUUUCAGUAGCCAGUUUCCAGGUGCUUUGAGAAGUGCCUCCGGAGGCUAGUGUGACAGGGCACCUGGGGCUGUCCAUGAUCCUCCAAACCACAGGCCCUGUGAGGGGAGCAGCGGGGCUGGCUGUUUUCUUUCAGUCACUUUGGAACAUGAACUUCUGUUUUAAUCCCAAAUUGCAUCUUGAUGCUCUCGCUCACUCCGCUCCUCUGCCUGCCGGGCUGGCACCUUCUGCUUGGUGCAUUUCUUUGUGGCAUCGCGGCCAAUGCCUUCACUGGGAUCUUGGGAACCCUCGCCUCUGUCCUCAGGAGCUGGAUUGGAGCCUAGUGGCCAUCCCUCCCUCUCUUUCCCCGGCAAUGCUGUUAGCACGUGUCUAAGCAGUCGGGUGGCCGCUUGCAUGAAAGGGCUCCUCCUGCUGUCCAUCCUUUAGGGCUGAGGGGGCAUAGUAUCCCUCUGUUGAGCUCACCUGUCCAAGUUGAGGGCCCAUACUCUUACUGUGGUAGUGGCUGGGGGCACAUUGUGGGGACUUUUUUUUUUUUUUUUUUUAAGAAAAACUACAUGUACAUAAGAGAGUUUGAUUACCAUUAGACUUGUGUGUAGAACUUUUAAAAAAUGGCCUUAAUAAAAUUACACACAACCCACCUGGAUGCAAUUUUCAAACAAGGCAUUGGGGACCAUGCAAGGGACUCUCAUCAGCACCCGCUUCUUGGCCUUCCAGCCGCUGGCCGGUGCCCAUGGCCACCACUCUCCCCAGAUUCCUGGGUAGACAGGCAGGAGAAGAGGGACUCGGUACCGACCUCUGGGCAUCCCAGACUUGUGGCCCCUUUCUAGCAUCCCACAGCCAGGAGCACAGGUGACGUAUUAAUGUGAUGGCCUCAGUCCAUAACGGAGUUCCUUUUCCAGUGAGAAUGUGAUGGGCUGAGGCCAGAGCUUUCCUGGGAGGGCGCUGGGCUGUGCUGGUCCCAGGGCCCGGCCAGUAGCCAGCAGCAGCCAGGCAGCCCCAUGUUCUGGAAGGGCUCACACCCCUCCUGGGCCUGGGAAGGCCUCCUGGGGUCUGCAGUGGGAUUUUGUGUGUGUUUGUUUAAAUAUCACUUCUCUACUAAAUAUUCUUGAGUUGCCAAGACUUUCUGAAGCAAGACAGCUUGAGGGAAUCAGCCCUUUGUGACGUAAAAAUACUGUGAUUUCAGACGAGCUGCGCCAUGAGGGCGGUCCAGGGUCCCGCAGCGUGUGUAUAGACCCACCGCCCACAUCCUUGCGUGCUUGGGACAAGCCUGGAUGCUUGGCCUGAGCUGGGUCAGAGACCAGGCCAGGCUAGGCUGUUCCCCCCCACCCCACCCAUGUGACUCCAGCUUCAGCCAAACCCCUCAGCUGCACAAAUCUUUUCCCCAGGAUGGACACAAGGCAGGGGUACUCCUGAAAGUGUGACAUCCCCUCCUGCCUUGGUUUACCUUCCCUAAAUGGGGCCCGUAAGGUGGUGAGUUUUUCCCCCCAUGAGGCUCACAGGCUGAGGACAGAGCCUGGGGUUGGCCCCUCUCUGUGUCCUCAGAGAAGAGGGUUUGUGCCCACGGUGGGGCCCUGCACUGGGCACCUGGGCCCUUUGUGGCCUCUCCCUGUUUACUUGCAGGUUUUCAGCGCUGGAAGGAGGGUCCUGACCUUGAUGUGUCUGGCCUGAUUUCUUCAGGUGGCCAAGCUCCCGGAGGACACUUAGCUGGGAGGGCCCCCUGGUGAUGCUAUUGUGUCACAGUGGAGUGGGCGAGAGGCCCCAUGUCCGUCUGUCUGUCCAUCCUGCUGAGGUGUGGGUGUUGGGUUUGGGGCUUGUGUGUUGGGAACUUGCCACAGCUUGGUCAGGUAGGACAGGAGCAGGAGAGGCCCAUGGGAGCUGGUCAGGACUCAGGCUGCAGGGAAAGCCACCUUUCUGUCCAGAGUCCUGGGCCUGACGAACCCCCAUUGGUGUCCAACCCUAGAGUGGGCUCUGGUGUCCCCCUCAGGGGUCCUUGAUCUAGUUCACAGCUAGAUAUCCUUCCAAACUCCUUCCCCAGCCUGGAUUCAGUGUUUUCUGUAUGUCCAAAAAAGACACUCCCCACCCCCACUGACGCCCUUGUGCAGACAGGGGAGGGGGUCUGGUUGGAGCCGUCGGUCAGAGACCAAGGAGCCUUUGGCACCAGGGCCACAAAGCCAGUACUGAGGUUCCCCUGGGCCUGGCCCAUCGUCUGCAGGUGGUGCUCCAGCUGAGGGGGUCGUGGCUGCCAGAGCCCUCCCUGCAUGGCCUGGGAUGGGCGUGGGGUUGGGGGGACUCAGUUCCUCCCCAUCCCUGGAGGCCUGCUGUGGUGUGUGGGCAUCUGAGUCCCUUUCUACCCCCAUUCUCCUUGAACCCUGGGCCCCCACCUCCUGGGGGUAAUGCAGUGUGUGUUAGGGCUAUGGGACGUUCCCUAGCUAUUUGGCUCCCAGUUUCCCUCAGCCUGCAGCCUCCCCAGGUUCUGACCAGGCAGGGGUCAGGCACCCCCUAGCCUUUGGUUUGGCACAGGUAUCCACCCACCCACAAGAGGGAGGUGGGAUAACCUGCACCCCUAGGUCUGUGUGCUGAGGUACGCUCAAGGGCGUGGGGGGGCAGGAAUGGGUGUCUCAUGACCCGAGCCUCAGUUUCCCUCCUGUCAUAUUCUCAGACCCACAAGUCUCAGGGCCCCACCUCCUCCUGGGGAGGGUGUGGGGCAGGGGCUGGCUUGGGGUGGUGCUUGCUCCAGAGGUUCCAUCCACCUUCCAGCCUCCCAACCAGCGCCAAACACCCUGUCCCCAGAAGCCAGGGACAUGUGGCAUGUGUUGGGGUGGGGGUUGCCCACAUCUUGCAGCGUUCUGGAAUUUGGGGGCAAUCCAUUCCCAACUUGCCAAGCACUUCUGAUCUGUCCACCAGGGACAAGGGCACAUAGCCGUGGCCUUGGCCACCAGGUCCCGGGAGGGAGGGCUUUGGCAGCCAAGGUCUGCUGGCCCAGCUGUGUCCCCCAGUAGGAAACUGCCCCGAGGGACUGAGCAGCCCCACUGAUAUAUGCAAACCCACCGGUCCAAGCUCUGUCCCAGCCUGUGCUCCUCUGUGCUCAGGCUGGCUCUGCCCCAUCCCAGCAUGUACGUCUGCUGUGGACGUCCCAUGGGUGGCCGCGGUGGUCAGGGGCGGGGGUUCAGGGCACACUCGGUCGCUACUGCCCACUCUCUGGCGUGGACGGCUUUGUCCUUGUACCUUUGCAUCCUUUGUAAUGAAAUGUAAUA
This is a messenger RNA of Cynocephalus volans (Philippine flying lemur), 6811 nucleotides long. It is a transcript of the gene CRTC1, whose product is annotated as CREB regulated transcription coactivator 1. Gene Ontology annotation, biological process: positive regulation of transcription by RNA polymerase II; protein homotetramerization. The transcript is spliced from 15 exons. The coding region runs from base 23 to 1987 and encodes 654 amino acids. NCBI's taxonomy places the organism in Eukaryota, Metazoa, Chordata, Mammalia, Dermoptera, Cynocephalidae. Gene Ontology annotation, cellular component: cytoplasm; nucleus. Gene Ontology annotation, molecular function: cAMP response element binding protein binding. The record is from RefSeq and is a predicted model, not a curated record.